Mercurialis annua (annual mercury) is the source of this 1782-nucleotide messenger RNA. RefSeq names its product premnaspirodiene oxygenase-like. The transcript has 2 exons. The record is from RefSeq and is a predicted model, not a curated record. NCBI's taxonomy places the organism in Eukaryota, Viridiplantae, Streptophyta, Magnoliopsida, Malpighiales, Euphorbiaceae. Gene Ontology annotation, molecular function: monooxygenase activity; oxidoreductase activity, acting on paired donors, with incorporation or reduction of molecular oxygen; heme binding. Bases 51 to 1577 code for a protein of 508 amino acids.
UAUCUGUGUUAUUAUAAUAACCUCAAGCAUUUCUUGAAUUUUUUUUUUCAAUGGAAGACCAAUUUUCUUUCUUCCCAAUCCUUUUGACCUUCUUUAUCUUUAUGUUUAUGGUAGUGAGGAUAUGGAAGAAAUCAGAAAUCAAGAGCUCAACUCCAAAUCUUCCACCAGGACCAUGGAAGCUACCUAUAAUAGGAAGCAUGCACCAUUUAGCUGGCUCUCUACCGCAUCGCCGCCUUCGAGAUUUGGCUAGAAAGUAUGGACCUCUUAUGCAUCUACAGCUCGGUGAGGUUAGUACCAUAGUCGUUUCUUCGCCGGAAAUCGCUAAAGAAGUGAUGAAAACCCAUGAUCUCAUCUUUGCUUAUAGGCCUUGCAGCGUUACUGGAAGUGUUAUAUCUUAUAAUAACAAAGACAUCAUAUUUGCACCAUACGGAGAGUAUUGGAGACAAAUGCGGAAAAUUUGCACAAUGGAGCUACUAUCCGCAAAACGCGUGCAGUCAUUCAGAUCAAUCAGGAAAGAAGAAGUAUCGAAGCUUUUGAGAUUCUUGCGUUCGUAUGCAGCGGGAUCACCAAUCAACUUUAGCAAGAUGUUCAAUGCUCUGACCUAUAGCAUCAUUUCAAGAGCAACGGUUGGUAAGAUAUGUAAGGGAGAAGAGAUUUUCAUACCAAUUUCGAAGAAAGUGGCAGAUGCAGCUGGAGGUUUUACUCUUGCUGAUCUGUAUCCUUCCAUCAGAUUGCUCCACUGGUUGAGCAGAACGGUGCCUAGGCUUAAGAAACUUCAUCAAAUGGCAGAUAAAAUAUACCAAAGCAUCAUAGAUGAUCACAGAAGUAAACGGGCAGAAGCAAAAUCUAGUGCUUAUGAUGAAGAAGAUUUUGUAGAUGUCCUUCUCAACUGUCAGGAGCAAGGAAACCUCGAUAUCCCUAUAACAGAUGAUAAUAUAAAAGCGAUCCUUAUGGACAUUUUCAAUGCCGGUACCGACACAUCAUCUACAGUAGUUGAAUGGACAAUGUCUGAACUACUAAAAAAUCCAAGAGUAAUGAAUAAGGCACAAGAAGAGGUGAGGAGGGUUUUUGCAACUGAAGGAAAUAUCCAUGAAGAUCGACUCGACGAACUCAACUACUUAAAGUUGGUCGUCAAGGAAUCUCUACGAUUACACUCGCCCGCUCCAUUAUUAGUUCCGAGAGAAUGUAUAGAGAGCUGUAUGAUUAGUGGUUAUGAUAUUCCAGCCACAACUAGGGUGAUGGUGAAUGUGUGGGCAUUUGGAAGGGAUCCUAAUUACUGGCUGGAACCUGAAAAUUUUUAUCCAGAAAGAUUUCAAGACUGUUCUGUUGAUUAUAAGGGAAAUGAUUUUGAAUUUCUCCCAUUUGGUGCUGGAAGAAGAAUCUGUCUAGGAUUGUUGCUCGGCAUAUCUAAUGUUGAGUUUCCACUUGCACAGUUGUUAUAUCAUUUUGAUUGGAAACUACCGAAUGGAAUGGAACCAGAAACUCUCGACAUGGAUGAAGUUUUUGGAUCUGUUGUGAGGAGGAAAAAUAAUCUUCGUGUACUUGCUACGCCGUAUAUUCCUCCACUUGCCAAGUAAGAAGCUUCAGACAGACCGGAUAAUAGUUUCAGCUUAUGAAAUUAUUGAUAGCCUGAGUUGCCUAUAAGACUUGAUGAUUCUUGAAGAAAUUGAAGCAAAUUAUUAUUUAUAAGCAUAAAUGAUUCCUGAAGAAAUUAAAUGUUUGAAUUCUAUUUUUUUAAAUGUGUUCUAAAUUUUAAAAAAAUAUACAAAACAAUUGCUUUUA